Molecule: messenger RNA, 1182 nt
Organism: Recurvomyces mirabilis
Lineage: Eukaryota; Fungi; Ascomycota; Dothideomycetes; Mycosphaerellales; Teratosphaeriaceae
Gene: MED6
Product: Mediator of RNA polymerase II transcription subunit 6
Exons: 1
Coding region: 1-1182 (393 amino acids)
Biological process (GO): regulation of transcription by RNA polymerase II
Cellular component (GO): mediator complex; core mediator complex
Molecular function (GO): transcription coactivator activity
Source: RefSeq, a predicted model, not a curated record
AUGGCUACCACCCCAGCCGACCCACCACUGGACGAGAUCGUGCACCGCCGACCAGACAUGAUACAGUGGUGGCUCGACCCCGAGCAAUACAAACCCGGCGUGGAACCACCACAUACGUACAUGGAAGAACGCUUCAUCCACCGCUACUUCUCCGAGUCCCCCUUCUUCGACCCCACCACGAAAAACGGCUUGCUCUUUGGACAAUCGGCUGUCAACUUCGAGACCUACGAGCUCGUCCACAAUGCUGCUCGGCUGGAGGGCAUCCUGCGAAACCGACCAGGACUGGAGUAUGUGAUUGCUGAGAAGCCUCUACAGGUCCCCACGUAUGAGCAGAAGCCAGCUCAGCCGAGUGGGGUGUGGGUCCUGAGGGAACAGCAGAGGUUGGAAGAUCAGACGGGUGCAACGCGAGACUCACCUUACCCGAAUACGGAGACGAGAGGGACGUAUUAUAUCGUCAACGAGAGUGUGUACCAGGCACCGAGUGUGGCAGACGUGGUUGGGAACAGGAUGCUGAGUGCUGUGACGAGUCUGGAGAAGAUGUUUGAGAGGACUGCUAGCCUAUCAUCUUUCACGCCUACUACUGGUCAUACGUAUCUUCCACCCCGAACGACCUCAACUGCAACGGCCACAGCAGGAGGGUCCACACAAGGAUCACCGAAUGGAUCUCGAGAAGGUAGUGUGGUGCCUGGUGCAUCUGCAGACACACAGUCGCUACGCUCAGGCUCCUUAGCACCCGAACUUGCAACAGCUGGCAACACCACAGACAACGACUUCCACACCGCCCGCAUCCUCGUCGACAGCCUCCAAAAAUCCAUGCAGUUCAGCGAAGAAUACAUGGACGAGAACCCCCUCGUCGGCGAACCCGGAAACUUCCGCUUCACCUCCUCCGCCGCAGCAGUCAAGAAGCGCAAAGCAGAUGAAGAAGCGGCACUAGUCGCAGCGCGUAAAGCCAAGGAAGCCAAGGAGACUUCUUCUUCUUCGACUGCUGCGAGUCCGAAAGUGGUCAAGGCGCCUACGCCACCGCCUGUUUUCACUGAGGCGAGAGCGGCGGCGAAGACGGAUAAGGAUAAGAGGGAGGAGAAGAAGAGGAGGAGGAAGAGUCGGCCGAAUGCUGGGGGAAAUACUACGCCCAGCACGCCGAAGGGGGCGUCUAGUGCUAUUACGCCGAAGGGUACUGGUUGA